Triticum urartu is the source of this 1298-nucleotide messenger RNA. Its product is annotated as pterin-4-alpha-carbinolamine dehydratase 2, mitochondrial. The record is from RefSeq and is a predicted model, not a curated record. Gene Ontology annotation, cellular component: mitochondrion. Gene Ontology annotation, biological process: tetrahydrobiopterin biosynthetic process. Lineage: Eukaryota; Viridiplantae; Streptophyta; Magnoliopsida; Poales; Poaceae. Gene Ontology annotation, molecular function: 4-alpha-hydroxytetrahydrobiopterin dehydratase activity.
AUGGGCGUAUCAGCUAAGGAGAGGGAGAUCAAGCUGGAGGAGAGGACAGCUAGUCUGUUGGAAGCGGAGAAGAACCGGAAUGACGCGUCUCACCGGGCCCUAUACGAGCUCCUCGUGUCUGUGUGCGAGAAAAACGCAUGCCUCCCGACAAGCAUCGACCGAUCCUUCUCCGUCUCGCACUGGAGCAACCCCGACCCUGACCGGUCAUUCUCCGUCUGGCACUGGCGCAAACCCGACCGGUCCUUCACCUCUGUGAUGACGGGAAGUGGUUUUUUCUUUAUCCAUCGUGCACAAUUACGGUGGUUUUUGGCAAUACUCUCCCAGUCCCGACUCCCGACGCCGCGGUCGCAGCCGCAGCCGACUGGACGCCGCAAGCAGCGCAGCGCCGGUGAAGAGCCGGACCUGUCACCUCCUCCGCUCCCGUCAGUUCCGGCCACUUCACCGCGAGCCCCACUGACCCUCAAAGGCCUCAACAUGGCAGGUCUGCUGCUGCGUAGAUUCAUCCGGAUCCAGCCCCGGGCGCCGAUGAGCGCCGCCGGUGGAGCCGCGCCCUUCUACGCCUCGUGUCCCUCGUCGCCCCGCACCGUCGCGCACCUGGAGGUGAGGGGGGAGCAGGCCGCUGCUGAAGUUGAAUUAUCAAAGAAGAGUUGUAUCCCAUGCAAUUCAAAGGAUCUGCAUGCCAUGUCAGAAGAUUCUGCUAAAAAGUCACUUGAACAGGUGACUGGUUGGGAACUGAAAAAUGAAGGUGACAUUUUGAAAUUACACAGAGCAUGGAAGGUGAAGAAUUUUGUAAAAGGUCUUGAGUUCUUUCAGCUUGUUGCUGCUGUUGCUGAGGAAGAAGGUCACCACCCAGAUCUUCAUCUCGUCAGUUGGAACAAUGUGAAAAUCGAUGUCUGGACUCAUUCAGUCAGAGGUUUAACAGAUAAUGACUUCAUCCUUGCUGCAAAGAUCAAUGAACUCAAGCUAGAAGGCCUUUUGAGCAAGAAAAAGGCUACUUCCCAGGAGUAGCUUUGGGAGAUCAAGCAGAUAACUUUUAAUGUGUAGAUGCCAAGAAAUGCCCUUUUAUAUUGUCUGCGAUGAUUGUACAUGCCGUUCCAAAAUGAGUACUUCCGAUGUGAAUUCCACUUAACCUUUGGUGAGAUCUAUCUGUUCUGGGCGAUGCGUUUCUCUGAUGAUACGAAUCUGGGUCACCCUAAUACUUGUCUGUAUCUUCUGAAUAUAUACAGUAGAAGGUGCCAUGUAUGCAAUGGCAUAGAUUUUUUUUAAGAUAAAGAUGCAAUGGCAUAAAUAUAUGAUCA